Molecule: messenger RNA, 13651 nt
Organism: Stylophora pistillata
Lineage: Eukaryota; Metazoa; Cnidaria; Anthozoa; Scleractinia; Pocilloporidae
Product: E3 ubiquitin-protein ligase rnf213-alpha
Molecular function (GO): ubiquitin-protein transferase activity; ATP binding; ATP hydrolysis activity
Source: RefSeq, a predicted model, not a curated record
AUGCGAUUGCACCACAUACAACAUAACCUCUUCAUUGGCUGCAUAUCCAUGCAACAUGAGUAGCGUUUAAAAAACGAGAUGCAGCCGUAAUUUUUACGCGAUGAAGUGUCCAAAUUGUGAAAACACAAAAUUGCAACCUGAAUUUAAAUUCUGCCCAGUUUGUGGUUAUCGUCUGGCACGCGAUCAAGAUAACCCACCGAAGGAACCAAAGAUCGUGCCAGCUGUUUCGAGCGAGGACCUGAAAGGCGAUGGAACAGGGGGAAAACAUGACAAUAGAAGUGAGGAACAAGUUAAAGGUGAAAGUCUACAACAGAUUGGGACUAAUACAGAAACAAAUCAAAACAAGUCUUCUUUCAACCAACAAUGGGGACCAAUGCAGGUGCCCAACAGCAGUGCUUCUCCUGUCCAACAGGAGGAAGCUGUUGGGGAAAAAGGCCCAAGGCCAUCAUCAGUAAGUGGUCAUUGCUCAGACAAGACUCCAGCCGCAACUGAUCCAGAUAACAAGGACCUUAGGAAGGCUGAAGAAAUAGCAACUGGAUUUGUGGAAGGGGGUUCUGCAGCAGUUUCCAACACACUUGAAAGGGCUGAAACAGGUGAAAGAUUUGUGGAAGGGGGUUCUGCAGCAGUUACCAACACAUCUGAAAGGGCUGAAACAGGUGAAAGACAAGGAGAGGACAUUGCCUCAGAGGUAAAGCAGCUUGACAACCUCAACCUCAGUGCUCUCCCUGUUGAACAGGAGGAAGCCGAUCCAGCUGAAAAAAACCCAGAGCCAUCAUUAGACAGUGGUCAUUGCUCAGACAGGACUCCAGCCACAACUGAUCCAGAUAACAAGGACUUAGGGAAGGCUGAAGGAGCAGCAACUGGAUUUGUGGAAGGGGGUUCUGUAGCAGUUACCAACACACCUGAAAGGGUUGAAACAGGUGAAAGACAAGGAGAUGACAUUGCCUCGGAGGUAACACAGCUAAACCACCUCAGCCUCAGUGCUCUCCCUGUUCAACAGGAGGAAGCUGCAGCUGAAAAAGGCUGCAGACCAUCAUCAGAAAGUGGUCAUUGCUCAGACAGGACUCCAGCCACAACUGAUUCAGAUAACAUGAACUUAGGGAGGGAUGAAGAGGUAGCAAAUGGAGUUGUGGGAGAGAGUUCUGCAACAGUUACCAACUCACCUGAAAGGGCUGAAACAGGUGAAAGACAAGGAGAGGACAUUGCCUUGGAGCAAAAAGUCGAAAACAAAGGCAAGGGAAAGGAGGAGGAGGGAAGCACUCCUCAGCAUCAAUCCUCAAUACCCCCCAAACAACUUCAAGGCACAUCUGAAGCUGGAGUUACUGUAGUGUUCCAUGUUCUGGUUUCUUCAGUGUUUGAAUUGACCGACGGAAAUCUUUCCAUACGGGCAAGAGGGGUUGAGUUUGGAGAUUUUGAACGUAGCUGUGUUGAUUUGCGUGCAGUAGACCGAUCUUACAAACGGAACGAAAAGGAUUAUCUUCAACCUUUUCAAGGCCAGCUCACGUUGACCCUUGAUCAAGCUCGCGAGGGUACCAGUUACAAUUAUGUUGUGACCAUUGGAGAAAACCACUUUUGGGAGGACUUGGCCGAGUUUUUACCUAGACGUGGAGUCUUUAGCACUGUCAGCAGGGCACUAAACAUUCCGAAUGAUCAUAUUAAACCAGAUGUGACAUGGGAUCAAGUGGACGGAGUGGCGUAUUUUUACGAAAAAAAGUCUGUUUUAAAAGGAAUUGACCAGAAAGCUGAGUAUUGCUCGAUGGCGUUUCAUUGUUACCUGCCAAAAUGGAGAGGCUUUCUUUUGAACGAGGCAACUAAACUGAUGAAUGCCACAGAAGCAUUGACGAGACUGAAUUUUGUUGUGGACAGCCUCUCAACUGUUUGCAUACAAGAAGGUCUUAGCCAACCUAAAAGGAAGCCCUCACGUUUCAAUGGUCAAAAGGUAUUGUUGGACCUUUUGAUGCCAAAAGUGGAAGCCAACAUCGCCAUCUUGACUGAAAGUAAAUUCGGGUCAAUAGAUCACAAGUCCGCAUUGAUUUCAUCACUAGCUAUCAUUGUCGUUUUCAAAAGGUACUCCAUACACUUUAAGAGAGAGAAAGGGAUUUCACUGUUGGGUUGUCUCGCCUUUGAAGCAGAUCUGCAUGGAGAACUGCGUUCUGUUUGUGAAGAGGUGGUGGCCGAAUUUAGCACUGAACUGAGGAGAUUUGCCGCAAACGCUGUUGAAAGCCUUUAUGAUAAGUCAAUGAGAUCCACCACCGCGAAGAUUGACUUAAGGUGGCUCAUGGAUGUUCUUAGAUCAAUGCCUGAGCAGCAAAGCAGUACUUUUACAAGAAACGAGGACCAUAGCUCAAGCAACAGUCAAAUUCAAGGCGAAACAAACACCCCUGAUCGAGCCCAGGAACAUCCUGUUGGCUCAAGUUCUAACCCUUGUGAAGAAAACUCUACUGGAGCAGUGGAAAGCGAAUGUGCCCCUCCAAAUCUUUCUGAUGGUCGACGUCAAGAAUCGAGUGGUCCAGUCACGAGAGCGGCUGCAAAGAGAGAAUCACAUAAUCAGUCCAAUGUGUCACACAAAGGAGAAGAUAAACAUGUAUCUCAGUCUCAUCCACCCCAACCGGAAGACGAGACGAAAUUAGGUGAAGGUGGUAAUGAAAAACUGAAAAAAGGAAAGCAUCAAAGUUCAGACGAGAAGGAUGGAAGCGCCACUGGGCAGAGACCCACAGUACAGAAGCGUUCUUUAACCUUACAACAAGUUGCACCAGAAGCUGGCGUUACUGUGGUCUUCCAUGUUCUGCUUGCAUCAAAUUUUAAAAUGACGGACGAAAGGCUCUUUAUACGAGCCGGUGGGGAUGAUUUGGGCCACUUUCGAGAGAACUGUGUCGAUAUGAUUCCAGUUGAAACCAGUGGGAGAAAGGUCAAAGAAAAACUUAUGCUCUUUCGCGGGGAGUUCACUUUGAAACUUGAUCGAAGUCGCAUAGGCGUUUAUUACAAAUAUCUGGUAGUCAAAAAGGGAGUUUCUUAUUAUGAAGAAUUACCAGAAUUUCCCUCCCACUUCGGUAGUGUCGUCAACAGAGCCAUACGAAUUCCUGAAAACUGUAUUAAACCGGGCGCAACAUGGAAUCAAUAUGACGGAGUAGCCUACAUUUACGGAGACAAGGGCAUGCUUUCCAAAAUAGCAGAUUUUUUUUCCGGCAAGAAUAAUCUAGCUGAAUAUCGAACGAAGGCAAUGAUGUGUUUUCUACCAAAAUGGAGGGGUUUUCUUGUGGACGAAACCCCCGCAAAAAUGGAUGCCACAGAAGCGGUAAAGAGACUAAUUGAUGUCGUGGAAUGUCUCUCACAUGUUUGGAUAGAAGAAGGUGGUUACUUUAAGCUAAAGAAGCCUACCAAUUUUAAUGUCCAAAAGGCGUUAUUGGACCUAUGGAAACCUAAGAUAGAGGAAAACGUUUCCACCUUGGCCAAAUGUCAAGUGGGAUCAAGUAACCACGUGUCUGUGGUAGUCUCAUCGCUAGCCAUCCUUCUUGCGGUGAACGAUUACGCAAUAAACCUGGAAAGCGAAGAUCUGAACAAAAUUCUUAGUUGUCUAGCCCUUCAAGCCGAUACGAGUGAAAAAAGAUGUCCAGCUUAUGAAGCAGUUCUUACCGAGUUUGACACCGAGUUCAGACACUUUGCCAUCAGCACCAUUGAAAGAUUUUGUAAUCAGUCUAUGAAGCAAGCUUGGAAUUCUAAUCCUGAAUGGCUUUUGGCUAUACCGCUGCUACAUUUCUUGCGUGGAGACUCAAAGCCUUUUGAGGAACCUGAUGUCGGGGAAUUUCCUCGAGCCUUGACUUGGUGGGGAGCUCAGCAACUAGCAAUAACAGAUUUUCAGCGUUCUGAGAAACGGGAUUUUACAGAUGUGUGGCCUCGUCUUGUUGCAGCCUUCCAAGUAGAUCUUUUGUUGAAAAGAACCUUUCUCCGGGCAGUCCCUGUUUGGAUGCUGAGUGAACUUGUGCCAACUAGAUUGUUCGACGUCUCCGACGUUUGCAUUGCUUUGGUCACGUCGUUUCCUCGUGGAGUUUUAAACAAGGAAAAGAAAAUGUUAAUCGAGAAGUGCAUUUUAUCGAUGAUCAAUAUUCUGGAGGGAGCUAACGAAACAAUCAGUUCUAACAUGAAGAUUGUGAAGUUCAAAGUUUCUGCAAGUUUGCAGUUCGUUGAUGUUUGCUUGGACAAGCUCCCUUUCCGAGAGAACAUGGAACUGAUUUGUCUUGCAAUCAAGCUAUUGUUUACAAGCAUACAACAUUGUCAACAAUCCAUACUAGAAAGUCAAACUGAGAACCCCAUCAAUCUUCAAGAAAUGGAAGCCUUGAAAAAAGAGAGUCUGAGUUCUCUUUCGAAAAAGCUUAGAAGUAAGGUGGAAUCAGUUCUUGAUACUAGGAUGCCUGACAACUACCAGAGUGAAGCUCUUUCAAGAGAACUUAAGGUUUGGAGUGUGCUCCUCGAAGUCACAGAUGGCACUCAAGGAUUUGAAGAAUACCGGAUGUACUUGACGGAGCUUUUCAUGAAUCGCGCAAGAAAGGUGAAGGGGACCUGUCUUGUGGAAAUAUUUUGCGAACAUAAUCUGGAGGUUUAUGACAGAGGCAUCGGAGAAUCUAUCAGCAAACUUGCAUUCAAAGCUGUGGAAAUGAUAAUUGAGUCGGGAAAGGGUAAAGAUGCUGACCGUGCCUUUAUGACCUUACACGGAUCUUCUUUGCGAGGUGAUUCUAGCGCAGCCAAGUACGGGGAACUUUUGUCGGUGUUACUGACGAAAUCCUGGCCAAAGACGGAUCGAUCGCACAACAGGUCUGGAUUGGACCUUUCGACUGUAGAGCUUCUUCUCACUUGGAACCCAAUGACUGGAUAUUUCCGUUUCUUUGGUGACGAGUCAGAAAGAAGAAGCAUUUUAACAGAGGAAGGCCAGGAAACAUUAGUAAAGGCUACAUCUGUGCUGUAUGCAAUAGUAGAAAGCAUAUCAAAGGGCACUGUGACUGUUGAAAUCUUAUUGCUUUUACGGAAAAACAAGAAAAAGUUUUUGGAGCUCUUAAAAGCAACAUUCAUUACCAAGGGAGAAGCUACUUCUGAGUCAAAGCAGGAAGUGGAAAGAAAUGUAGAUGAGCGAAUUGAAGAAAUAGAGGAGUACCAAGCUGUUAGAGGAAAAGUGCAGUCAUUUAUCCAUAUGUGUGACCUGAUUAAGCCAGUAAAUGUUGACAACAUCAAGGCAAAAACAAUUGAAGACGUUUCUUGUUACCAAAUAUGUCAAUUGUGUGAAAGAAACGACGAUAAGGAAAUUCAAUUCAAGUUUUUGGAAAUACCACCAGCCAUGAAACAAGUUUUGACGCCGCUUCACAAAGUGCGGGAAAGUUCCACUUUUCAGGAUCUUUGGGCGCAAUAUGGUAAGAAAGCCCAAACAGUCAGAAAGAAUGGCGAGAGAAAGAUGCCUUACCUCAGCGUCUCCGAAGUGGUUGAACAUGUUUGGAAACCAGCGUUCAGUGAGUGGCGCAAACAUGUUGGUGGCGUUUUGGAUGGAACAGUGUCUCUAGGAGAUGUUGAGAAACUUUUUAAAAGUUUCAAGUUGAAGGAGAAAAAACUUGAGGAUGAAUUAACCCGCAUGUUUCAACUAAGCCAGACCCAAACUGCGACAUUAUCCGAGGAAUUGCGAAGAGUAAUCGGUGAUCGAAUAGCUCAGAUUCAGCGGUACCAACAGCUUUGUCAGCACUUUAAUGCAGCUGAGACCAUCUGGAAAUUUAAGGAGGCUAUGGGCUUUACUGGGGACUUCACGGUCAUUCAUGAUUUGCGCAAUCAGUCUUCAGCAGAGUUCAAAGAGAAGCCUUUAAACAGCAUAGGGGAAAGAUUUUUGGAAGCUGGUCGAGCACUGAAGUCUUUGGAUGUCGCCAAAGAAAAGUGUUUCCAAAGUGUGGUUGACAGUAAACAGCUUGUAGAAUGGCUGCGCACCGCUAUUAGAACUACCCAAGAACUUAAGGUUCUGGUUGACUUGGCUUUGAUCUCUGCUGGCGAAACCGACAUGGAAACUGACCGUAUAUCCAAUCUGCAUACCAGCUGCUUAGGCUUUGCGCCGCUGAUCUUUGACCUGAUUGAAACUCAAGAACAGAAAGUGGGCUUUGACCAACUGAUGAAGGCCUGUAAUCCUAUAUGGAAAGCAGUAGAGGCAGAUCAGAUGUUGCCCCGAAAACUGUAUGACACAAGUAGAAACCUGGACUGGUUAAAAACGGUUAAAGAGUCUCAUGGGUCUGUUGCCAUGACGUCGCUAGUGCAGGCUACGACCAUCAACUCCAGCGGUGUAUAUGUUGUGGGUCACUUGGACACUAAAAUAGGUCCGUCACCAGAACAAGGAAAACGGUUGUCGUUGAAAGAUGUGGUCCGACUGACGGUUCCCUUGAGGGAUGGAAGUGAAAAGAAGGAGCAAAAGAAAACUUACUCUAUUGACGAACUAAAGGAUUUGCAGAGUAAACUGAUGUUGAUUGCAGGAAAGGCUGAAAAAGGGAAGGAUGACGUGGAACAGUUUUCGAGGAAUCUGGAAGGCGUCAUGCGUUUGGCUACUGCAUACAUAAACCUCUACGAGUCUGGGUUUGUUCAUCGCAUGGACUGGAAUGGAGAGUUUCACUGUGAAAAUGAUUUCGUGGAGGGAAAAUCUAUCGCUAAAGAUCUGGAAGAUGAAAGCAAAUCCAUGGAAACUUGUUACUCCAACUGGAAAAAGAAGGUUAGUGAUGCAAGAGAGGAGUUCAGGGAAUUGAAUUUUUUCACGACUCAGCAGUUGAUGACACUGAGGAAAGAAAUCGCCACAGUUUGCCACAGCAGUGGCCUUGACGUAAACAGUGUCCAAGUUCUUACCUUGCUAGAAAGCGUUCGUCCCAACUGUACUAACGAACAUUUGAAAUCAGCGAUACAACGGGCUUUCAAAGACACGGGUCUUCUUGAUAACACUAAAGGCCCAGGUGAGCUGCCAUCGUUCUCUCCUGAUCCUCUGCAAUACGAGAUGGUAACUCGUAGAUCAGUCUUUGAAAAGGCAAGUUCCUCGACAGGAAUCGGUGUGCAUCCAGUUCAAGCUGCGUCUGUUAAAAAGCUAAAGCCAAAGCCAAAGAAAACAUCCAAGAUUGAAAGUUUCUUAAAUGCUGCUGCCGAGGAGGGCUUUUCGGAACAAAUCGCACUGGCUGCUCUUGCGAGUCUGGGUGUUGAUGCUGAAGAGGACGACUUACUGUAUUGGUGUUUAGAAGAGGCCGACGAGGCUGACAUCGAGGCUCUGUACGACGAUGCAAGGCAAAACCCCAUGAUUGUGCGAGAAUUAUUCUCAAAAGAAGUUGAUUCUGUUGAUCACGAGUUGCAAGCAGCGGAUCUAAGUGCAAACGAAAGCGGAUCAGACUUGUUACUCGACAUAUCACAGACGCUCGUUGAAAAAGAGCCUGCCGAUCAGAAAACGAGUGAGGACGAAGAGGCAGAGAUCAGUCAGUAUCUUACACUCACACAGCUGGGAAACUUCCUCACGGAGCUUUCAGUAAAAGGGAAACAGGCAACACCUCGGACAUUUCCAGCAUUCUUGAAAAGAGGAAGACCCAACCUCAUGCUUGUUCCAAAAGGUGAAAUUCUUGCGACAGUCCUCACUCUGUAUAUGCAUGACAAGCAACAGCCGUUACCAAGUCAUGAAGAGGUUCUCCUUUGUAGUCCUGAAACCACUACAGAAGAGAUCGAGCUGCUGUGGAGACGAGCCAUUGGGGACAUGGAAGGUCGAUUCUACUGCCUCGUUCAUGCAGAUGUAUUGGACUUCUCUGUCAGCAAACAAGCAAUGGACAUGCUGAGGGUGGUGACGCAGGGACUUGCUGGCAAGCCUGGAGAAAAUUAUGGCCUGGUGGUCAUCUGCAGUAGCGAGAAUGAAGAUCGUGCUAACGUAGUGGCAGCUCUUGAUCAGUAUCGUGUCGCUUCCCCACCUUGUCCUUCGCCUGAAGUCCUCAAAAAAUACCUUAAGCGUCAGCUCAAGGCACCUCCUCCUCAGCACGGAUUCAUCGGAAGCAGUAAGAUUACGUGGACUGUAGCUGGAUCUUUGGAUCCAGAGAGACUUUGUGUCCGAGUUGUCUCGUCUCAUCGCGGAGGCAUGGGAAAGACUCUGUUUGUUCGUCGCUUAACAGAACAGCUGCCUGACCUUGCAAACAAUGAAAUGGUUGUAACAAAUUUGCGCAGCCAAGACUGCAACGCAUUAUUGCAUGUAACUGUACCACUCCAUGGGAAUUCCACCGACUCAUCAAUGGUUGUGGAUGCACUUCUGCCUCACACAGUGAAGGCCAAUGUGCCACUCUCCCGGAUUUUCCAUGUCGACGUAUCACCUUCAAUGAGACGUGGUUUGGAUACACUUCUUUUUAACCUUCUGGUCCUUGGCUACCUUUGUGACAAGAUGGGAAGAGUAUGGAGAAGACGAACCACAGACUUGUACGUCAUUGAAGUUACUACAGCUGCUCCCCUACCCAUGGGGCUCACCAAGGAAGAAGAAUAUGAAAGUCAAGGGAGUCAGUCGGGAAGAUCAAGUUUAUCAAAGCGGCCUUUCUAUGAUUUGUUGCCCACUGUUCACUGUAAUACGCCAGGAAAUGUUCUGCGCCGCUUGGCAGAUACUCAAGAUCCAAAAGACUGCAAUCCUUUGUUUGAUAUCGAAGAAUUUCAAAACGCACCGUUCCAAAGGGUCUAUCAAUAUCUUAAACUGUCGACGAAAGGAAAAAGUCUGGAUAAUUUCACAUUCUCGUCAGAAAAUGUUGAUAAUGAUCGAAAGAAAUGCCUUUCGCUCCUUCUCAGAACCUGUGGUAUUCCCGAUCCUUCUUGGUCGGAGAUUCGUCAUUUCGUGAGUUUUUUGAACUCGCAGCUAAAGGAUUGUGAAAAGAGUUUGUACUGUGACAUGAAGCUGAUGAGGACUAUCCUAGCGGGACCUAAUGUGCUGAAUCUUGAAGGUUUCCGGUCGUUCGUUGUGCGCUUUAUGAUACAAAUGUCAAGGGAUUUUGCUACCCCGUCACUGAUUGACGAGAACCCUAUGUUUUACACGGAGGAUAACGUGGAACUGGAACAAAAAGAGAUCGAACAGUUUCAGCUGAGAAGAAGCUGGGAAACCAGUCCUCAUCCAUACCUCUUCUUCAACCAAGACCGCAUCACCAUGACCUUCCUCGGUUUCUUCAUCAAUUCUGCGGGUGACCUUGUUGACCCUCAAACGAGCAAGACUUUGGAGAGAGGUUUGAUGUCCAAAUGUUUGCGUAAUGGACUGCAAGCUCAGCGUGUCGAUUUUACAACAAACUUAGAGACCUCGAGGAAACAGGACAAGAUAACUCAGUUACGUUCUGUGAUGGGUGUUAACGGAUCGCACGAUCCAGACAGUGCCUAUGAACUUACUACAGACAACGUUAAGAAGAUUCUGGCCAUUCACAUGAGGUUCAGAUGCAGCAUUCCCGUGAUCGUGAUGGGUGAGACAGGGUGUGGUAAGACACGCCUCAUACGAUACAUGUGCGGGUUGCAAGCCGGUCGUAAAGGACCCCGAAACAUGCUUCUAGUCAAGGUUCAUGGUGGUACAACAUACAAAGACAUUGAGCUUAAAGUUCGCCAAGCAGAAGAUAUGGCUCACGUAAAUCAAGACAAGAAUAUUGACACGGUUCUUUUCUUUGAUGAAGCCAACACUACUGAAGCAUUGUCUAUGAUUAAAGAGGUUAUGGUGGACCGAAGAAUAAAUGGUCGGCCCAUUGGGCAAGGUUUACAAAGGCUGCAGUUUAUUGCUGCCUGUAAUCCUUACAAAAGACACACGGAUGACAUGAUUCGCAAACUUGAGUCAGCAGGGCUUGGAUAUCACGUGAAUGCACAUGAAUCAGAAGAUCGGCUUGGUCAUAUUCCAUUACGCCAUCUUGUGUACCGUGUACACGCCCUCCCAGGAAGCAUGCGCCCGUUGAUUUGGGAUUUUGGCCAGUUGAAACCCGAUGUUGAGAGACUGUACACCAAUCAGAUCGUCAGCCGCUACAUUCUUCGAGAAAAUCAAUUACCAGGAGACUCAUUGACAGUAAAGGCAGUUGCGGAAGUUCUGGCAGCUUCGCAGAAGUAUAUGAGAGAUCAAACGGAUGAGUGUAGCUUUGUUAGUCUUCGUGAUGUUGAGAGAGCCAUGCAAGUAAUGGUCUGGUUUUAUGAGCACAUGGAUACACUCGGUGAACUGAUGGACGUGGUGAUAGCUGAGCAACGAAUGGAGGAAGGCUUGGAUGACGAGGAUGAGGCUUUAAAUCCUCUUACCCGUGCCCUGGUACUCGCCAUUGGUGUCUGCUAUCACGCUAAGCUACAGAAGCGGCGGGAAAGAUAUCGAACAGAGGUGACAAAGAGCUUCAAGGCACCGUGUUUACUUCCAGGUGGUCAGGAGCAAAUCCUCCGUGAAAUCUCAAGUUGUCAAAAAGCUGUGCUAAACGAUUUGGAACUUGGCCCCAACAUCGCUCGCAACACAGCCUUGAGCGAGAAUGUGUUUAUGAUGGUGGUGUGUAUUGAGCUCAGAAUCCCAUUAUUUGUGGUUGGAAAACCGGGCAGCUCUAAAUCUUUGGCCAAGACGGUUGUCGCUGAUAACAUGCAAGGAGAUGCUUCAAGAACGCCACUAUUCAAAACCUUCAAGCAGGUUCAUAUGGCAUCAUAUCAGUGCAGUCCUCUUUCAACCCCUGAGGGUAUCAUGGCGACUUUCAAGCAGUGUAGCAAGUUACAGGAAGGAAAAAAUCUAGACAAGUUUGUUUCAGUUGUAGUCCUUGAUGAGGUUGGCCUCGCUGAGGAUUCUCCUCUCAUGCCCCUAAAAACCUUACAUCCACUGCUUGAAGAUGGCGUCACCUCUGCUGAUGACGUUAUUGAGACUGACGAGAAACCACAACGUGUAGCUUUCAUUGGAAUCUCAAAUUGGGCCCUGGAUCCUGCCAAAAUGAACCGUGGAAUUAUGCUGUCGCGCGGGGUGCCCGAAAAAGAUGAACUUGUUGACAGUGCAAUGGGAAUUUGUUCUACGGAUGAAGGGGUGAAACAUCUUAUUCAACCUCUCAUAUCUCCAUUGGCUGAUGGAUAUGCAGAACUUUACAAGGAACAGAAGAAUUUUGCAACCUUAAAGAAAUGGGGCAAAGAAGAAUUUUUCGGUCUUCGUGACUUCUAUAGCUUAAUCAAGAUGGUGUACUCGAUCGCUGCAAAAUCUGAACAUAGACCUCGUUGGCACGAACUAGAACAUGCUAUCAAGAGGAACUUUGGUGGCCUGACUGAAGAAGACCCUGUGGAGAUAUUUAAACGAUACUAUCCAGAAACAGAUGAUGAUGUUGUAGAAACCUGUACGACAAUAAGAUUAAUCGAGGCAAGUCUUGGAAGGGAAGACGUGGCUGACCGAGCUAAUUUCAGUGAGAACCGUUACCUCCUGAUAUUGACUGAAAACUAUGCUGCGCUACCCAUCAUACAACAGCUUCUUUUGAAGACAUCAGACGGUGCUGUUGUGAUCUUUGGAAGCAGUUUUCCAAAUGACCAGGAAUACACUCAGAUUUGCCGCAACAUCAAUCGUAUCAAGGUCUGUAUGGAAACAGGAAGAACCGUGAUCUUGUUGAACCUUGAGAGUCUUUACGAGAGUCUUUACGAUGCCUUAAAUCAGUACUAUGUGUACUUUGGAGGACAGAAGUAUGUGGAUCUUGGGCUUGGUACUCACCGUGUAAAGUGUCGAGUUCAUGACGAUUUCAAGUUGAUAGUGAUUGCCGAAAAGGACGUGGUGUACAACAAAUUUCCUAUACCGCUGAUCAACCGUUUAGAGAAACACUUCCUUGUCACCUUAACAAGUUUAACUCCUGAGCAGGGGAAUGUAGUACAGAAAAUGAAUCUCUGGGCUGGUCAGUUUUCUGAGGUUUCGAGAGAAAGUAGACGUAACAGGGAUUUCUCCAUCGGGGACGCUUUUGUUGGAUUCCACGAUGACACAAUCCCCUCCAUUGUGAUGCAAGUCUGCAGUGAAAUUGAAAGAGAGGAAAAUUUAUCGGCUAGUGAUCGCACUGAGGAUACAAGGGAAACGAAAGUACUUGGAAGAUGUCAGAUGAUGCUUCUGGAGAUGGCUACACCUGAUGCAAUCGCUCGUCUUCCAUACACUGCUCUGGAAAGACACGCUUGUUCCAUCUGGAAUAUCUACUUUAAAGAGCAACAACAUUCAAGUGUAGCAGCGUUCAUGUCGCACGUGCUUAUCUUGGACGAUAAUCGUCAAGAUGAAAGGCGCCAGGAAGGGCUCUCGAUUCAGGUAACUACCCAUUCACGUCUGCUCUCCAACAAAGAUUUGGAUGAAAUGUGUAAUCAAACUGAUUUUAGACGUGCGAAUGUGGUUUUAAUGACACUGCAACAAUUCCAAACGGAGCAGCAGUUUAGAGCUUCGGUCAGGGAUUUUUUUAAGCGUUUGGGCGGAAAAUGUCCUGGCAUUCUAGUGGUUCAGUGCGAUGCGGGGGAUGAAAAUUUUAACCUGAUUGCGGGUGCAAGGCACAUUCUGCUAGAGGAACGAACAAAUGCACCUGAAAUAUUCGAUUUGCCUUCGGUGCAAGCUGUCCACAUUGUGCUGAUCAUACAGCUACCAAGAAUUGCUGGUGGAUGUCAUAACUUUGUCGGUUUUCAAGGAGGGAAAUGGAUGUCUGUUCACAUUGACGAACUUCGUCCACCUGGCGGGCACACUCCUUCCAUUGAGCAACUCACCGAUCGUCCUAUCAGUGAGCUUUUCAGCUUGGAAAGUGGAGUAGCAAUGGCGGUGGAGCUCCUACGUAACUGUGUACAGGCGGCUGCUUGUAGAAUUGAUGGCGAAACGGAAUCAGCAGAACGGUCAACUCAUAGGAUUGAGCUGCUUUUGGAUUCACUACCUGAUGACUAUCAAACACAGAGAGAUGAGAAGUCAUUUGCAAGCGUACUGGUACAAAGAACAUACAACCUCUUGAUGGAAAAGGAGGCUACUGCAUACGAUGCACAGAGGUGGCUCCACUCGGAAGCUCUCUCUGGAACAGGCGUGCAGGAGUGGGGCACCUUUAGAAAGGCUCUUUUGCAAAGAAUGUAUUCAGUGGUGGUGCCCAUUUUCGCUGAGAUCAUCGCAUUUGCAGACAGGGACAUGAACUUGGACUUGGUGAAGAGUGACAAUAGUUGGAUUUCAAAGCUGUGGUUAAAGAUUUUAGCAGACCCUACCAUUUCAGAACUGAGUUACAGUGAAAUGAUAUCACCUGCUACUAAUUCUGUGCGGGAACGUGUUCAAGUCAUUGGCUCUGGAGCCGGGGAUCACGGGUUCUGUAGCCAGUUUCCAUUUUCGUUCCUUAUAAAGCAACACGUGGAGAACAUGGUUAAAGAGGCAUCUAGCGCCUCAGCUGUACCCGGUUCUAGUACUACCCUGUUGGUCGCGUUACGUGAUAUGAUCGACAAUUCGCAGCUGGGACUUCUCUUCAAGGACUUACGCCAUGAAGACGCCGUUGCUCUGCAAUACCUGAUGGAUUUCGUACACAUGGUGCACAAACCUUCAAACGAUAGUGAACACGAGCUCGUGUACGAAGCGAUUCUUUCGUCUGCGAGAGAACUUGGUACCCUGGAAGAUGAGGAUGGUAACGAGUCGAUUGACAUAGCUCUCGUUCAUGUCGCACACAGUAGAGUUCAACACCGUUUAAAGUAUUUU